Molecule: messenger RNA, 751 nt
Organism: Trichomycterus rosablanca
Lineage: Eukaryota; Metazoa; Chordata; Actinopteri; Siluriformes; Trichomycteridae
Gene: mustn1b
Product: musculoskeletal, embryonic nuclear protein 1b
Exons: 3
Coding region: 267-506 (79 amino acids)
Biological process (GO): tissue regeneration; chondrocyte differentiation; chondrocyte proliferation
Cellular component (GO): nucleus
Source: RefSeq, a predicted model, not a curated record
AGGGUAAGGGAUUGGUGAGCUGGAGGCACUGGUAUGUUUUGUGUUGGAUUGAACCAGCUGCCCAUGACUGUCACGCCUAAAAAGAAGGAUCCUUCACUACAGCCACACUGUCACUGAUGUCAUAUCUAAUAAUACACCGUUAUAACAGAGGAGGAGGAGAGAGAACAUGUGAGAAGAUAACAGAGAGAGGUAUAUAAAGGACAGACAGACAGAAGUCAGCCAGGAAAAACAGCUACAUUCUGGUCAGGACUGUACAGCUGCACAACAUGUCUCAGACAGGAGAAGUAAAAAAGAAGAAACGUCCACCCAUAAAGGAGGAGGACCUGAAAGGAGCCCGCAGUAAACUGGGGCUAAAGGGAGAAGUCAAGAGUAAAACAUAUGAAGUCAUGGUAGAGUGUGAGCGCAUGGGCAAGACAGCUCCGUCCGUGUUUAGUGGGCUGCGUACCGGAUCGGAGACGGUACUGGAGAAACCCAGAGCUCCAGCUGGAAGUGUGUUUGGCAAGUAAACAUCUGAGCAAAAUGUUGAAAGGCAAAGGAGGAAUUGAAGAAAAUGAUGGAUGGCUUCACUUUGUGUGCCAGUAGUUUAAAAAACCCUGUCUUAUUUUUUGUUUCAUCCACUUGCACUGUCAUUAAACUGCAAAAUGGGUCUUAUUUUGAAAUGGUUUGUAUAUAUAUUUUUAAAGAAAGUUUAUACUCGACUGUUUUAAAUUUGUGUUACACUUUAUACAAUAAAAAGUAUUAAAAAACAAAA